Dryobates pubescens (Downy woodpecker) is the source of this 1819-nucleotide messenger RNA. It is a transcript of the gene ASRGL1, whose product is annotated as asparaginase and isoaspartyl peptidase 1. The coding region runs from base 152 to 1114 and encodes 320 amino acids. Gene Ontology annotation, molecular function: asparaginase activity. The record is from RefSeq and is a predicted model, not a curated record. Lineage: Eukaryota; Metazoa; Chordata; Aves; Piciformes; Picidae. The transcript has 8 exons.
GCAGGGCUGCCCGCUCGCAGCCGCCGGUCCCGCCCUGCAGUGUGGCCGGAACGCCGGGGAGCUGCAGAUCUCUCUCCAUGUGGAAGGGAACACAUGCUAAUUGGCAGUAACCUGUGUGCAGAGCUGGGAACCUCAGGAGGACUUUGCUGGAAUGAAACCUGUGAUUGUGGUGCAUGGUGGAGCUGGGCGGAUCUUUAAGGAACGAGAAGAGGGAUGUCGUGCUGGUGUGAUCAGAGCUGCUCUGCAAGGGUAUAGCCUCCUGAAACAGGGAGGCAGUGCCCUAGAUGCAGUUGAGGAGGCAGUGCGGUCCAUGGAGGAUGAUCCUCACUUUAAUGCAGGCUGUGGAUCUGUUCUAAAUGAAAAAGGUGAAGUAGAAAUGGAUGCCAUUAUCAUGGAUGGAAAAAAUUUAGACUCUGGAGCAGUGUCUGCAGUUAAAUGUGUAGCAAAUCCAAUCAAACUUGCUCGACUUGUCAUGGAAAAGACGAAGCACAUGCUGCUGACAGAGAGUGGUGCACAUCUCUUCGCUCAGGCCAUGGGCAUUCCUGAGACUCCUGGAGAGAAACUCAUCACCAAGAGAUCUCUGGAAAGAUGGAAGAAGAACCUUGAGCCAGAUUCCAACCCUGCAGAGUUUCAGAAAGACCUUGGAACAGUUGGUGCUGUCGCCAUAGACAAUGAAGGAAACGUAGCUUGUGCAACAUCCACUGGAGGACUCUCUAAUAAACUGGUUGGCCGUGUUGGUGACACAGCCUGCAUAGGAAGUGGAGGUUAUGCUGAUAACAGUUCUGGUGCCACUUCAACCACAGGACACGGGGAGAGCAUUAUGAAAGUGGUCUUAGCGCGACUGAUCCUCUACCACAUGGAGCAAGGAAUGCCACCAGAGAUGGCUGCUGACACGGCAUUAGACUACAUGAAGACACGAGUUGGGGGCUUGGGAGGUGUUAUUGUUGUUAGCAGUUCAGGAGAGUGGGCAGCAAGGUUCUCCACCAAGCAGAUGUCCUGGGCUACUGUAAAAGAUGACCAGCUGCAUUUUGGGAUUUAUGCUGGGGAGAGACAUACAAAGUCUGUUGAUGAAGCACUUGCAUCUGAAGCUCCUCUGGAAGUGCUCUUCCUCUGAGGACAGGAUGGGAUCUGAUGUGAUCAGCGUGGGCUUUAGCCCUUCAGCCCUGCACUUUUGACCCUUUGCUGCACCUUAAGCUCUACAAAUGCAGCUCCUCGAACACCCAGCUGCCUGCAGCCCUGAGGGCUCUGCCUGGUGCUGCCUGCUCCAUGGCAUGGCAGAGGCUGCCUGCCUAGCAACCCAGGCUGCUGUGAAGGCAUCAUCCACAUGUGCUGCGGCCUCUGCUGCCUCCCCGCUGCACACAGGGAGGACUCUCAACUUUCCCUGAUGCUGCACAAAACUUUGGCUAGGUUCGGGUGUAGCUGCCACCUGCCAGCCACAGCCUGUGCUAACCACAGCACCACCAGGGCUGACUAACAUGGGAGGUAAAAUCCAGGAUUGUCAGAGGUGCUGGACCCCUCUGUGCAAGUGCUAAUGACUGCAGCCCAAGCAGACCUGCCUGGACAUGUGAAAACCACAUUGUGCUAGCACUGACUGUUCCUUAGCAACUCAAAAGCAGUUGCUAGAAUAACUCACAAACUGGCUCUUCUGGGCUGGGGAGGUGCACACUCCGAUGGGACUUGGACACUCCUCUGUAGGUGCUGCAUGGCAGAGGGAUGCAGCCAGUUUGCAUAGAUUCAUAGAAUGAUUUGGGUUGGAAGGGACCUCCAAGAUCAUCCAGUUCCAACCCCUUUGCCCUAGGCAGGGACAUCUUCCACAACC